This is a messenger RNA of Glycine soja, 1765 nucleotides long. RefSeq names its product NAC domain-containing protein 73-like. The transcript is spliced from 4 exons. Gene Ontology annotation, biological process: regulation of DNA-templated transcription. Bases 235 to 1203 code for a protein of 322 amino acids. The record is from RefSeq and is a predicted model, not a curated record. Gene Ontology annotation, cellular component: nucleus. Gene Ontology annotation, molecular function: transcription cis-regulatory region binding; DNA-binding transcription factor activity. Lineage: Eukaryota; Viridiplantae; Streptophyta; Magnoliopsida; Fabales; Fabaceae.
CUUACCUUUUUUUUUAUAUCCUCUCUCUCUCUCUCUCUCUGAACAAGACCCAGCCAGCAGUUAGGGAAAUCAAGCACAGCUCAAUCAUUGAAUCUUAGCAUAAACACAUACAGAAGAAGGAAAAGUGGCACCCUGGGAGGAGCUGAUAUUGUAGGAGGGUUUGGAAGAAAAAGAAUUUUGUUUUGAGAUAUAUAUACAUAUAUGUGCAAGUGCAUAGGAAAUUAACACAAAAAGAUGACAUGGUGCAAUGACUCUGAUGAGGAUAGGGUUAUUGAAUCAACGACGCCAACAAUAACUAUUACUCCUAACACUGAUGGCAUAAAGCUCACCGAAGAAAUUAGAACCAUAACAUGCCCCUCGUGCGGCCAUAACAUUGAAUUCAAAGAUCAGGGUGGAAUCCAUGACUUGCCGGGGUUACCAGCUGGAGUGAAGUUUGACCCAAAUGACCAAGAAAUAUUAGAACAUUUGGAGGCAAAAGUGGCGUCUGAUGCAUGCAAGCUUCAUCCCCUUAUUGACGAGUUCAUACCAACGCUUGAAGGCGAAAAUGGGAUCUGUUAUACACACCCAGAAAAGCUACCAGGUGUUAGCAAAGAUGGACAGAUCCGCCACUUCUUUCACAGGCCCUCAAAAGCAUACACAACUGGAACGAGGAAAAGAAGAAAAGUUCACACUGAUGAUGAAGGAAGUGAAACAAGAUGGCACAAAACGGGAAAAACUAGAGCAGUUUUUGCAGCAGCCGGUGGUGCAGUAAAAGGUUUUAAGAAAAUACUAGUACUCUACACCAACUAUGGAAGACAAAAGAAGCCUGAGAAAACUAAUUGGGUGAUGCAUCAAUACCAUCUUGGCAGUACUGAAGAAGAGAAAGAUGGAGAAUUAGUUGUUUCAAAGGUCUUCUAUCAGACACAACCUAGACAAUGUGGCAAUCCCAUUAUAAUAAAGGAUUCAUACGAAAAAAUGUUGAAUGAUGGAAGUGGCCAAGACAACAUUAAUAUAUCAUUAAUACCUAAAACUACUGCAACUCUUUUGGAUUGCUACACUGCUCCUUACAUAGAUUAUGAUCACGUCCAUGUGAGUCAUAACAGGGAAAGUUCCUCACAACUAAUUAUUCCCAGCUCGGUUGUUCAAGUUGAUGGCUCUUAUAUUCGCUUAACAAUGGAUGCAAAGAAAGCAAGAUUUGAAAGUAACACUGGGAAGAGAUUCUAGGCAGAGCAGCAAUGACAAAGACUUGCAUAUAAAUGUUCUCCAUAUUGUUUCCUUUACUAAUUGAUCAGUACGUAACAUUAUUUAUAUGUGGGAUUAGAAUGAAGGAAUUUCAAGGGUUGGAAAAAUAAGUUGGCUUCCUUAUUAAGAUCAAUAUGGUGCAGGCAUGGUGGACUUAAUUUCCCAUAAUUGACCCUGGUUGAAGUUGAGAGACAAGCAAGUUAGGUAUAUAUAUUUGCGGUACUGUAGUUUGAUUUUAAUUUUAGGGUACAUGUAUAUUCGUAAAAUGUGCUUAUAGAUAUUACAAUAGUAGCAGGGAUAUCGUUUAUUGACUACUCUUCAGAACUAUAGUCAGUCUAUAUACUGUAUUUUGUCUAGAAUUGAAUUUUGCACCCCCUCAAUCCUGAAAAAAAUGCUGAGAUGUUUCAUUAUUAUUAUAUUAUGCGUGUCAGCUACUUAAUUUGCUGGGAAGUUUGUCCCUUGUAGUUUUCCCCCCUGUUUUCUUUGAAAGGUCGAUUGUAAAAUAAGGUGAAGACAGUAGAUUUAUCUUAUUUAUGGUUCUAAA